AGAAAUAUAAGGUGGUGGCCUUUCUCCUAAGGAGGUCAGAGUUUUCAAUAUUGGUGAUAAUGUUUGGAGACAUGUUCAAAGUUUUGCUAUGGAACCUUAUCGGUAUAGUUACACUUACAACCAGCUGAAAGCUGGUGUCUAUUUGAAAUUGAAUAAUAGUCUUAAUUGGUUUGCCCUCCGUGAUAAUACCCGACCUUAUUAUUAUGCUCUUCAACAAUUUGUGAUUAUCUCACUUGAUUUGGGAACAGAGACCUACACACACUUUUCGUUCCCUAAGGGAUUUGAAGAGUCAGUUAUUCGCCCAAUUGUUUGCGUAUUGAUGGAAUGUCUUUGUGUUUCUCACUAUUCCAAAGGGUUUGAUUUUGUUAUAUGGCAGAUGAAGGAAUUUGGAGUUGGAGAGUCAUGGAUGAAAUUGCUUAAAUUUGAUUCACAUGGAGUUGUUAAUAUGUUGCCAUUACAUGUUUUCGAGAAUGGAGAUACGAUGAUAUUUGCUAGCAGUCCUAACGAAAUAACUUGCUAUAAUAGCACAGAAAAUAGACUAGUAAGGCAAACUACAUUUAUAAAUAGCAUACACAUAAGUUGGUUUAAUGUGACCCAUUACGUUGAAAGUUUGGUUUCAACCUAUUGAAAGUAAGUUCCUUUCCUGCAAUCAUUUACUUGUUUUAGUUUCU
Lathyrus oleraceus (garden pea) is the source of this 671-nucleotide messenger RNA. RefSeq lists its product as uncharacterized. The transcript has a single exon. The coding region runs from base 89 to 628 and encodes 179 amino acids. NCBI's taxonomy places the organism in Eukaryota, Viridiplantae, Streptophyta, Magnoliopsida, Fabales, Fabaceae. The record is from RefSeq and is a predicted model, not a curated record.